ACAAAACCCAACCUGGGAAGAUUAUUUGGUUGUUUGGAAGCUACUUGUCAAACUAACACUCGUUACUCUGUCUCCGGUGGAUUUCGUCACAACCUCAGUGAAAACUCAAAUUACAGUGGAAAACUAACAGAAAAAGUUUUGAUGUUUAGCAAAAAGUGCAAGUGAAGUCAGAGUGCCAUGAAUUGAUUGAUUGAUAGACUUAAAUUACUCAGGAAUCGGAAUGCGAAGUGUACUACGGCUUUCUAGAUUUCAUGUGAUUUCAUGUUAAUGGCUUGCUAAAGAUACAAACACAGUCUGCUUUUUUGUUGUUGUUGUAUUGUUGUGAUUUGUGAUGAGAAUAAAUUUAGUUUUCCGUUAUUCCACACAUUCUGUACUGCUAUUACCAGCCAGAUUCUACAAAUUUUGUUUUAAAUCUCAAUCGUUCAACAUACAUUCCUGCGUGGAGUAGUCAAUACGGAACGGCACCUAACGCAGCGACCUUAAUCAAAUUCCCAACUUUCCAACAUAAUGAUUUAAUAGUUUUGAACAACGGACGCAGUUCAUCACUUGUGUUACAAUACGCUUAAACACUCACUAAAAACUCACGCGAGUAUAUCUGCACCAAACAUACGUUGCUGGUCGUUAUUUUAGUUUCACUGUUUCGAGGAUCGCCUUGGAAGCAACGCUUCCAAGUAAUAAAUACGCCAACGAAUACCAAACCGUUUCCGAAUUGGUUCGACCAUAAUCAACGUUACAAAACAAGGAUCAGUGAAGGAUUUUUGCACGUUCCAAGGACGCUUUAACAACAGUCCGGGAAGCAACAGGCUACUACACGCUAUGGCGAAAAAGACGUACGAUCUGCUAUUCAAGCUGCUCCUAAUCGGCGACUCCGGUGUCGGUAAAACCUGCAUAUUGUUUCGUUUCUCCGACGAUGCUUUCACCUCAACCUUCAUUUCAACCAUUGGUAUCGACUUUAAAAUAAAAACAAUUGAAUUGCGAGGAAAAAAGAUAAAGCUACAAAUAUGGGAUACUGCAGGACAGGAGCGUUUUCAUACAAUCACAACUUCUUACUAUCGUGGAGCGAUGGGUAUUAUGCUAGUUUAUGACAUAACAAACGAGAAGAGCUUCGACAACAUUGUAAAAUGGCUACGAAAUAUAGACGAGCAUGCUAACGAAGAUGUGGAAAAGAUGAUUCUUGGUAAUAAAUGUGACAUGUCGGAUAAACGUACAGUGCGUAAGGAACGAGGUGAAAAUAUUGCUCGAGAGCACGACAUACGUUUUAUGGAGACAUCAGCAAAGGCGAACACUAAUAUCGAGCGGGCAUUUCGUGAGCUGGCCGAGGCGAUUCUGGAUAAGACCGCUGGAAAGGAAACAACCGACAACCCGGAUCGUGUGAUCGUGAAUCGGGGUACGGGCGAACGACCACCAGCCUAUAAGUCAUGUUGUGCGUAGUGUACUCGAUUAUCACAAACACCCAGUUAUAGUAAUACCUAAAGAAUUUUAAACCAAUAAUGGCAAACUGAACCCAAAUUGUUGUGUUCUUGUUUUUUUCUCUUCACUAAACAAUCACAAAAUGAAGCCUAUUGAUGCUGUCACAACUUGGAUCCUACUUAUCACGCUUACCGGACAUAACACACCACAAUAAAUAUUCAGUCGGAAAACGGAAAACAAGUAGUAAAACUUGUUUUGAUGUGCUGGAAAUAUGAACAUACUUUUACCAUGCAUUUUCCUCAUCAGACCAUUAAAAAGAAUACUAGUAAUUAAUUACAGAUAAUACUUUAGAGUUUAGCAUGUACAUAUAACCGCAUCAAGGCAGGGUGCAAUAACGACUGUGAAAUGAACAAACCCAACCUAACUUUAGAGCAAUCCAGCACGUGUACAACAAUUUCAAAUAGUUUUCGCAAAUAAUAAAAAAUGCUCUUUGCCAUUCUUUGUUUAAAAUUCUUUAGUAGUACACAAGAAGCACCAAUAACCUCGCUUAGUCUUAGCGGGUGUCGCUAUCGCCUAAUCGUACCUUUGUUUUAACGUUGAUCAGCAAGAAAAUAUGCACAUUUCGCGGGAAUGCCAUCGUUAAGCGUGACAUUAUAUUAAAUCUGUGUUAACAUAUACGAAUAGGGAGAUCAGUAGGCUUAAGAGGUAUGAAUAUUUUAUGUUCAAAAGAUUAAUUUUAUUUUUCACAAUUUUUGUUCAACAUGAUUAUAUCUCAUUGAUUUUUAUAUUUACAGAGAUGUACCUAUUAUCAUUUAUUAUCUUCGAUUUUCAAAUUGAGCUCAAACCAUGUCGGUCUUAUCCUGCACCAGAGACAAUGUUAAUCUCUGGUGCUUCCUGUAACGGUUCGUUUUUACGGGCGGGGUUGUUGGUCCCGCGCCAACUCCUCUGUCACGCUGGUAUUGGAAAUCGAAACCAAGGCCGGCUGCGUGACAACCGGUCCGGGGAUUCGACCCCAGGCCAGCUACGUGACAGCGACGAGCAUUACCGACUGCUCUAUCAGCGGUGGCUAAAUUUCAUCAAUCUUAAUAUUACGUAAUUGAUGAAAUACCCAUGCUUAUAUCCCUGCAUCAUGUAUGUGCCCUGGCCUACAACAGGGCCAUUACUACUUGUUUUUUAGUGAUGUCUGCAGUUUAAGUUCUGCCAAUACAAAAGAUGGACUCAUUAGAAAGGUAACCAUUUAAAUCAAAAAGGUGAAAAAAGUUCCGACACAUUUCUUAAGCUUUUGGUGUCCGUAUUGUGAGUGAAUAAAAAUGUACUAAGCUGUUUGGUUUUGCAUUAAAAUGUUCACCGAUGGAGUUUCAGUGAUAUGCAUGCAAGCUAAUCAGGAGAUAGCAAAUAUUUUAUUUGUCAUCCUUGUGAUACUUUGGAAUUCUUAAAAAAAUAUGUUUAAACAAUGAGCUUGUGUUAAGUUGCCACAUGAACUGAAAAAACUAUGUUUAUAACAACCUCAUAAUAAAAACAUUUCACAACGCACAAAACAUUAAUGAACUUGAACGGAUAAUUGACAAUGCAUUUACUACACAGUCUGGCUAUAACUAGUUUUCACUGCGGCAGAAUGAGUUCGAUAGACGAAAUUGGUCCACAAAACGUGUUCGGAAAAUUAAAUGAACUUCGUUUUGCCGAAAAACACAACAGUGCAACUACGAAGAAGUUAUGAAAGUAUGAAGUGGAAGAAGGGUAUGAUAAGUUUGAUAAACAAUUAAUUGAUUUUAAUAAAUUUUCAUUCAACAUCUUUCAAAACAAGAUUGCAAUGCGGGGAUAUUAAAUCAACAUCAUCCGGCAACCACAGCCGACAAAUGGCCCGUCAACAGGGCCAUUCGACAGGCCAUUGCUGGAAAGAAACAGCUAGUCAGCGCAAUCAUGCCAAACAUUCUAUUUUGCCUCCAUUUUCGUUAGCGAGCACUCGCUCGAGCAUUCUGCGCGUGCACACGCAAAUUCUGGCUGGAGGGCCACACGAAGCGAAAAACGGAGCGUAAAAAUGUCAAAUCGAUCCCGCUUAUGUCAAAUUGUAUAUGAAUCCGCGUACUUAUAACCGAUCUGACGUUACACAGAAUGUCAAAUCGUUUAUUUUCGCUUCGCGUGUCACCCCCUCCACCCCAAGUGACGAUUUGCUGACAGCCCACUGUUACUGUGUGGUGAAAGCCCGAGCUGCCAAACGAUUUGUUUACGCUGCUGCGUACAAGCGCGGCGGUUUCGCUCUGUUGUGGUUUUCGGCGACUUUUCUGUUUGCUCCUGCAAACAGAUCGGAUAAAAUGACUACAAAUGCGGUUAACAAUCGAAUGUAGCGGCCCGUGCAUCGCGAGGCCACAACGAUUGUACGACACACACAACUUUGUAAGAAACAAAAUGUGUAGAAAUAAAU
Molecule: messenger RNA, 3832 nt
Organism: Anopheles cruzii
Lineage: Eukaryota; Metazoa; Arthropoda; Insecta; Diptera; Culicidae
Gene: Rab10
Product: ras-related protein Rab-10
Exons: 6
Coding region: 817-1431 (204 amino acids)
Biological process (GO): cellular response to insulin stimulus
Cellular component (GO): recycling endosome; Golgi apparatus; insulin-responsive compartment
Molecular function (GO): GTPase activity; GTP binding
Source: RefSeq, a predicted model, not a curated record